This is a messenger RNA of Chelonoidis abingdonii (Abingdon island giant tortoise), 3208 nucleotides long. The record is from RefSeq and is a predicted model, not a curated record. NCBI's taxonomy places the organism in Eukaryota, Metazoa, Chordata, Testudines, Testudinidae.
CCCCUGAGUUGGCGCGCCAUGGAGGAGCCGGCCGGGAGCAGCCCACCCAUGGCCGACGUCCGUCUGUGCGGGCACCUGCGGAAGCAGAAGUCCCAGCGGCGCCGGUUCUUCGUGCUGCGGGCGCCCAGCGAGCGGGGACCCGCCCGCCUCGAGUACUACGAGAGCCAGAAGAAAUUCGGGGCCGGCGGCUCCCGCCCCAAGCGCAGCUUCUCCCUGGCCAGCGCCCUGAACAUCAGCAAGCGGGCGGACGCCCGGCACCAGCACCUCAUCGUGCUGUACGGCCCGGACCGCACCUUCGGGCUGGCGGCGGAGAGCGCGGAGCAGCAGGAGGACUGGUACCGGGCCAUGGUGGAGCUACGUGCCACGGGCCUGUCGCAGCCGGGCAGUGGGGCGGCGUCGCCCUUCCGGGAGGUCUGGCAGGUGAGCCUGCGCCCCAAGGGGCUGGGACAGGCCAGGAACCUGGUGGGCGUGUACCGGCUGUGCCUGGCGGAGAGCUCGGUGGAGCUGGUGCAGCUCAGCGCCCCGGCCCCCUGCCUGGUGCUGCAGCUGCUGUGUGUCCGGCGCUGCGGCCACUCGGAGAACUACUUCUUCCUGGAGGUGGGGCGCUCGGCCGCCACGGGCCCCGGCGAGCUGUGGAUGCAGGUGGAGGACCUGGUGGUGGCCCGGCACAUCCACGAGACCAUCCUGGAGGCCAUGAAGCGGCUGAGCGAGGAAUGCCGGGUGCGAGGCCGGGGCCAGGCCUCCGCCCCCAUCUCGGUGCCAGCCCGGCACCUGCCCCCCGCCCAGCCGCCGACCCCCGGGGAGGCCCCGUGCCCCUUCCGCUUCCUGCCGCGCUCCUACAAGCACAGGGCCCGCCUGGCCGUGCCCGGGCGCCUCUCCUCCUGCUCCUCCUCCAUCAGCAGCGAGAGCCUGGAGGAGCCGGUGCCCCCGAGCCCAGGGGAGUACGUCAGCAUUGAAUACCGGCCCCUCCCGGGCCAGCCGGCGAGGGUGGAGCCUGGCGGGCGGUGCUGCGAGGAACCAGGACUCAACUACAUCACCCUGGACCUGGCCCGGGGAGGAGGUGGCCUGGGCGGGCGCCCCCGGGCAGCCGGUGGCCCCGGCCCCCAGGCCUAUGCCAGCAUCGACUUCCACCGCUCCCAGGAGCUGCGGGGACGCCAGGGCGGAAGGGACGGGCCAGAGUGCUGACCCCUUUGCUGUCCGUGCGGCCUGGAGACUUCGGGGCUCCCCUGACUCAGGACCAACGCUCCACCCCAGAGCUGGUCGCAUCGAGACGCCUGAUACCUCCGCAGACGAUGCGCCUCAGUUUCCUCCCGAUGGACCGUGAACCCCUUUAAGUGCCUUUGUUUUUGGGGUGCGGCUCUCGGGCGUGUGUGUGUGUGUGGAGAACAAGCCAAAGAUAAGGAGGGGCUGGUGCCUUGCGCUCCGGGUGUCCUUUGGUUCUGCUGGGAGGGACACCGCAGAACCUGAGCAUGGGCUUGAGGUUUCAAGGUCACCCCCAGUUUUGGGGGAAUCCCUCUGCACCGAAGCCAAUUCUUUACUCCUUUUUUUGGAGGGGGGGGAUGGUGGGAUCUCCCUAGCUUCCCACCCCUUGGGAUGGAGACUUUUCAGGGGGGCUGAUUCCGUAUUUGCAGGGUUCACCCCCCUCUGUGUUGGGGUCACCUCUUUGACCCCAUCAACCCUCUAGUGCCUUCAUGCCCCCCUGCCUGUUUUUGGGGUAUGCCCCAAAGGCUCCCCCCCUCUGUGCACUGUGUUUUGUUCCCCCGCUCCAGCCUUGGGGGGAAUAUUUGGCCUUCUCACAUAUCCAAAGUGCACCCUGCAGCUGGGGCAUUGUGAGGGGGCACUCGCCGCCCCCCCAUGCCCAUUUAGUUCGAUGCCUUUUGCGAGGAGAAUUGAGAGUUUGCUCUUUGCUUCUGAAUUGCACCUGAUUGGAGGUUUUUUUUUGCACUAGCUUUAAAAUGUUUCGUUUGAAACCAGGUAAUUUAUAGCUCCCGCUCUGGGAACUUAAAUCCUCCCGGCUUUUGCCGGCUGAGCUCACCGGGAAGGGAGAUUUUAACUCCCCUCUCGGAAGGUUUCCCCGUUGCGUGGCUGAGGGGCCGGGCCGGGCGUUCGCUUUGCGGGAUUUGGUGCGUGGCUGCAGAAUUGGGAGCUGUUUUUGCGGUUCCCUCGUUUGCAAGAUUGGAGCUGCAGAAACUGGGGGAGGGGUGGGUUGUGGUUAUAAUCAAGUCUUUGUGUCAAAGGGGCUUUAUGGGAAAAGUGGGUAUGGACAAAAUUUGAAAUACACUGGGAGUUAAUUUGCUGGGCUCUCCUCUGCCCUUGCCAAGGGCGAUCCACGUGGCUUGUUUAAAUGUGACACAAGCCACCUGCCAAGCUGGACCUGGGGCUACACCCGAAGCGUUGGGGAGCCGAUCGUGCCCAGAAAGGUCCCCCUGGUUUCUGUGGCUGGAGAAGAUUUGCAAAAUGAUUCGCAGCUGUUGGGAGCUCCGUUCCUUGCCCCUCCUCGCUGUGAUUUACGUCCUUGCACCGACGUCUUCGACCCAAAAACCUUUCUCAAAUUAAGAGGCAUCGCAGAGCUUGAUUUAUCCGCUUGGGCUGUGUGCAAAUACAGUCUCCAAAAAAGAAUCAAGGGGAUUUAGAAACAUGGCUGGAAGCGGGUGCCAAUUUGGCAAACCGAGUUCGGGGUUUUUUUUGUUUUUGGAAUAAAACGAAAAGAACUUUGCCCGCUGUUUCGUCAUGCGGCGGCUGCUUCGGUUUUGCAUUCAGGGCUUCGGUCAAAAUCAUUUUGCAGCUCGGCUUCAUCUGCAAAUGAAACUUUCCUCAGCGGUUGCACUGACAAAAGCUAAUUGUUCUCAAGUGCAUCUGUGCAGAGGGGGUCGAUGUUAAGUUUGCAGCUGAUCCCAGUAUUUCAAACGGCUUCGUUUGGGGGGUUUUCCUACAGCGACGGGCGCGAGAGCCACGGUGCUAAUAUGGGGGAAGCGAGGUUGUUCCAAACGAUAAACGAGGGUUGCAAAGAGCUUUGAGGUUUCAAGCCAAGAGCGCCAGCGAAUCCGUUUGAUUUAAGCAAGGCCCGGGCCCUGCCGCUGGGCUUGUGGGAUUUGUCGGUGAGCCCUGGGCUUUUGCACGGCUGGAGAUGGGGCCGGCCCAGGCUUUGGGCACAACUCGCGCCUGCGGCGUCGGCUGGUUCCGCCGUUUGCUGUUUGUUCGCCCCAGC